Molecule: messenger RNA, 1257 nt
Organism: Striga hermonthica
Lineage: Eukaryota; Viridiplantae; Streptophyta; Magnoliopsida; Lamiales; Orobanchaceae
Source: the annotation of a GenBank genome assembly
AUGUUGGCGGCCGUUAGCUCGAUUCGCGUGAUCGCGUCGGAAGGGGAGUUGGCUUUCAUCGUCAUGCGGCCUUUCAUAUCCAAGAUUGUCAAAUGGCAUCAGCGUCAAAGGAACUUCACCUGGGCCAACAGUGCAAUCAUGCCUCGCCUUCGACACAACAGCUGCAAUGAACCAACAAUAAGAAGCUGUCUUGUUAAUGGAACCAUACUAAACAUGUACUCCACUUCAUGUGAAAAACUUCCAGCGGACACGCCUAAAGAUAGUCAAGUAUCUGACAUGUUGUCCGACUCAUUCGGGAGGUUACAUACUUAUUUGAGGAUCUCGUUGACUGAACGUUGUAAUUUGCGGUGCCAGUACUGUAUGCCUGCUGAAGGUGCAGAGCUUACUCCCAACCCUCAGCUUCUAUCUCAGGAUGAGAUUAUUCGCCUAGCAAAUCUGUUUGUCAGUUCUGGUGUUACCAAAAUUCGGCUGACUGGCGGUGAGCCGACUGUAAGGAAAGAUAUAGAAGAAAUUUGCUUACAGCUCUCGAGGUUGAGUGGAUUAAAGACACUUGCAAUGACGACGAAUGGAAUUGUCCUGGCUAAUAAGCUUCCGAGGUUAAAGGAGUGUGGGCUUAGUUUACUCAACAUAAGUUUAGACACUUUGGUUCCGGCCAAAUUUGAAUUUAUGACUAGGCGAAAGGGACAUGAAAGAGUGUUGAAGUCUAUAGAUGCUGCUAUAGAGUUGGGAUAUAAUCCUGUCAAAGUAAAUUGCGUUGUUAUGCGUGGAUUCAAUGACGACGAAAUAUGCGAUUUUGUUGAGCUGACACGCGAGAAGCCAAUCAAUGUACGGUUUAUUGAGUUCAUGCCAUUUGAUGGGAACAUAUGGAAUGUGAAGAAACUUGUACCUUAUGCUGAACUUAAGGAUAUUGUGGGUAAACAAUUUACAGGGCUAAAAAGGAUUCAGGAAGACCCCACAGAGACAGCCAAGAAUUUCCGGAUCGAUGGACAUCAGGGUACAGUUUCUUUCAUUACAUCAAUGACGGAACAUUUUUGUGCCGGUUGUAAUAGAUUGAGACUUCUAGCUGAUGGAAACUUUAAAGUUUGCCUCUUUGGUCCUUCGGAGGUUAGCUUGAGGGACCCUCUACGAAGCGGUGCUGAUGAUAGUGAACUUAAAGAGAUAAUUGGGGCAGCGAUCAAAAGGAAGAAGUCGGCUCAUGCUGGAAUGUUUGACAUCGCAAAGACGCCAAACAGACCAAUGAUACAUAUUGGUGGCUAG